AUGUCAAUCAAGACUCGUAAAAUAGCAGUUGUGGGAUCUCGCGCAGUUGGCAAAUCAUCAAUGACAGUGCGCUAUGUUGAGGAUCAUUUUGUUGAGAGUUAUUACCCCACGAUUGAGAACCAAUUUAGCAAAAACAUAACUUACAAAAAUCAAGAGUAUGCCAUUGAGGUAUUGGAUACAGCCGGCCAGGAUGAGUACAGUAUGAUGAAUGAAAAGCAUCUUGUUGGCAUACAUGGUUAUUUGCUUGUGUAUUCCGCCACGUCGCGGCAGUCCUUUGAAUUGAUUGAAUUUAUAAGAGACAAGAUACUAAAUUCAAUUGGUAAUGAGAAUAUACCCAUGAUUUUGAUUGGAAAUAAGCGAGAUCUAACGCAUCAGAGACAGGUUGAAGUAAGCGAGGGAGAGGAACUUGCUCGCAAGUUUAAAUGCCAGUUUUUGGAAACUUCAGUUAAAGAGAAUUACCAUAUCAACGAAGCAUUUGAAGGGUUAAUUGAUAGAAUUGAAAGGAUACAGAAUCCGCCUGUGGUGAAGAAGGAGGACAAAUGUGUAAUUAUAUAG
Molecule: messenger RNA, 555 nt
Organism: Lodderomyces theae
Lineage: Eukaryota; Fungi; Ascomycota; Pichiomycetes; Serinales; Debaryomycetaceae
Gene: RHB1
Product: putative GTPase
Exons: 1
Coding region: 1-555 (184 amino acids)
Biological process (GO): small GTPase-mediated signal transduction
Cellular component (GO): plasma membrane
Molecular function (GO): GDP binding; GTP binding; GTPase activity
Source: RefSeq, a predicted model, not a curated record